This is a messenger RNA of Phragmites australis (common reed), 2515 nucleotides long. Its product is annotated as receptor-like protein 2. Bases 97 to 2283 code for a protein of 728 amino acids. The transcript has a single exon. The record is from RefSeq and is a predicted model, not a curated record. Gene Ontology annotation, molecular function: protein binding. NCBI's taxonomy places the organism in Eukaryota, Viridiplantae, Streptophyta, Magnoliopsida, Poales, Poaceae.
UCCUCCUCUUGCACUUUCCCCGUUAGGCCAUUGCCCAUCCGGUCAUCAUCAGGUUCAAGUAUCUGCUUUAACUCCAGUUUCUUUCAUCGCCAAGCCAUGCAGCAGCAACUACAUUCCUCAUGCAAAAAGUUUAGCAAUGGAUCUCCCAUUCCUUUCUUUGGCCUCUCCCUUGCGCUUUUGCUCUUCGCCUUUCUCCAACCCACAAGCUCCUGCACGGAGCAGGAGAAGAGCUCCCUCCUCCACUUCCUUGCUGGGCUUUCGCAGGAUGGCGGCCUCGCCUUGUCAUGGCAGCAUGGCACAGAUUGCUGCACAUGGGAAGGGGUUGCCUGCGGCGCAGAUGGGACAGUCACCGACGUCUCCCUCACUUCAAGGGGCCUUGAGGGGCACAUCUCAGCAUCCCUGGGCGAGCUCACCGGCCUGCUGCGCCUCAACCUGUCCCACAACAAGCUGUCUGGUGGCCUGCCGCUGGAACUGAUGUCGUCCAACAGCAUCAUCGUUCUUGAUGUCAGCUUCAACCGCCUCAAGGGAGACCUGCGUGAGCUGCCAUCUUCAACCCCAGGCCGGCCUCUGCAGGUAUUCAACAUCUCGAGCAACUUGUUUACAGGACAGUUUCCAUCUAAGACAUGGGAGGUGAUGAACAGUCUGGUUGCGCUCAAUGCCAGCAACAACAGCUUUACUGGGCAGAUUCCAACUCAUUUCUGUAGCAUAUCUCCAUCCUUUGCUGUGCUUGAACUCUCUUACAACAAAUUCAGUGGCAGUAUCCCUCCUAGGCUUGGUAAUUGCUCCAUGCUGAGAGUUCUCAAGGCUGGCCGUAACAACCUCAGUGGUACACUCCCAGAUGAACUUUUCAAUGCUACCUCGUUGGAGUACCUGUCUUUUCCCAACAAUGGUUUGCAAGGAAUACUUGAUGGUGCACGCAUAAUCAAUCUCAGGAAUCUGGAAACCCUUGAUCUUGGAGGGAACAACUUCACUGGCAGGAUUCCGAAUGAUAUAGGUCAGCUCAGGAGAUUGAAGAAGCUCCGUUUGGGCCGCAACAAGUUGUCAGAGGAGCUGCCAUCAUCGCUAGGUAGCUGCACAAAUCUCAGAACCAUCGACCUCGGUAGUAACAAUUUCAGUGGAGAGCUUGCCAAGGUCAAUUUCUCCAACCUACACAAUCUAAAAACUUUAGACCUUCUGUACAACAACUUCACCGGCACAAUUCCAGAAAGCAUAUACUCUUGCAGAAAUUUGACUGCAUUAAGGCUAUCUGGCAAUAACUUACAAGGGCAACUGUCACCACGAAUAGGUAAUCUGAAGUCCCUCACCUUCCUAUCACUUGCUCAGAACAAUUUUACAAACAUCACAAAUACACUUCAGAUCCUUAAGAGCUGCAGGAAUCUUACCACUCUUCUUAUUGGGGUCAACUUCAUGAAUGAGACCAUGCCAAAUGAUGACAGCAUUGAUGGUUUUGAUAAUCUUCAGGUUCUUUCCUUAAGUGAAUGCUCAUUGUUGGGGAAAAUACCUCAUUGGUUAUCGCAGCUCACAAAUUUGGAGAUGUUAUCUUUAGAUUCCAAUCAACUAAGUGGACCAAUACCUGACUGGAUCAGCAGUCUAAACUUCCUGUUCUAUCUAGACAUAUCAAAUAACAAUCUGACAGGGGAAAUUCCUGCAGCAUUAACAGAGAUGUCAAUGCUAAAAUCAGAGAAGACCGCAGCACAUUUGGAUCCGAGAAUCUUUGAGCUACCAGUUUAUGUAUAUACAUCACUUGAAUACCGCAAAGCCAGUGCUUUUCCAAAAGUGCUCAAUCUAGGAAAUAAUGAGUUCACUGGUGUGAUCCCUCCAGAGAUUGGUCUCUUGAAAGGGCUCCGUGCACUAAAUUUGAGCUUCAACAAAUUACAUGGAGAUAUCCCACAAUCGAUCUGCAACCUCACAAACUUGCUGGUGCUCGACUUAUCAAACAACCAUCUAGCCGGUGCAAUCCCAGCCGCGUUGAUCAAUCUACACUCCCUUUCUAAAUUCAAUGUUUCUUUCAAUGACCUAGAAGGACCUGUGCCAACCACAGGUCAGUUUAGUACAUUUACAAAUUCUAGCUUUGACGGCAACCCAAAGCUGUGUGGUCCUAUGCUUAAUCACCAUUGCAAUUCAGCAGAGGCGGGUCCAGUCUCCACUCUCUCCAAAGAACAAACUUACGAAAAGGUCGUCUUUAAGGUCGUCUUUGCUAGUGCCUUUGGUGCAUUCUUUGCUGUAGGGGUGCUAUAUGAUCAGAUAGUCUUAUCAAGGUACUUUUUAGCUAGUGCCAUAUGACCAGAUAAUUGUGUCAAGGUAUUUCAGCUAGUCUCUCUUCAGUUUUCAUAGGAUCUAUGACAGACUUUGGCCAGGCCUGGCUACUAUUCAGGUUCAGCGACAUAUCCAAUGACGAAGCUCUCUUUGUUUGUGAGUGAUCCAUUUGGUGGAGAUGUAACUAUGUAAUACUGUUUAAUCGAAGCAGACCAAAUAAUUCGAAAACUCAAUCUCGUCAGAGUUCUAUAUAACUUUG